Molecule: messenger RNA, 6054 nt
Organism: Pteronotus mesoamericanus
Lineage: Eukaryota; Metazoa; Chordata; Mammalia; Chiroptera; Mormoopidae
Gene: CEP170B
Product: centrosomal protein 170B
Exons: 20
Coding region: 242-4951 (1569 amino acids)
Molecular function (GO): protein binding
Source: RefSeq, a predicted model, not a curated record
ACUCACCCCAGGAGCGGCGAGCACCUCCGGGCCCCCACCAACCGCACCCCUCGGCAGUGUCUGGCUCACGGGCGGCGCGCAGAGGUCACCGUCCCCGACCGCCCUCCUGAAAGAGACCCCUCUCUGUGCCCCUCAGGCCUUCUCGUCCCCUUGAGGGGAGCCCCAGGAUGUGCGCGGUGUGAGCGUGCGUGCAGAGGAGAGCAGCCAGGACACCGGGCCUGACGGCCUCCCCGGCGCCAAGAUGAGCGCCACCUCCUGGUUCCUGGUGAGCAGCAGCGGCACCCGCCACCGGCUGCCACGAGAGCUCAUCUUCGUGGGGCGGGACGAGUGUGAGCUGAUGCUGCAGUCCCGCAGCGUGGACAAGCAGCACGCCGUCAUCAACUACGACCAGGACCGGGAUGAGCACUGGGUGAAGGACCUGGGCAGCCUGAACGGGACGUUCGUCAACGAGGUGCGCAUCCCAGACCAAAAAUACAUCACGCUGAAGCUCAACGACGUCAUCCGCUUCGGCUAUGAUUCCAACAUGUACGUGCUGGAGCGCGUGCAGCACCGGGUCCCCGAGGAGGCGCUCAGGCACGAGAAGUACACCAGCCAGCUGCAGGUGAGCCUCAGGGGCGCGGCCCCCAAGAGGGGCGAGGCGCUGCCGGAGCCCACGCCGUACUGCGAGGCCGCGAGCCCCAGGCCGGAGCGGGACCGGAGGCCGGGAGCAGAGACCGCGGCCUACCGCACGCCCCUGUACGGGCAGCCGUCCUGGUGGGGAGAGGAUGACAGCGGUGCCCCGCCCGAGGACCGGCACCAGGAGGGGCCAGGCCCAGAGCGGCCCAAGGAGCUGGCGCCACAGGACGUGGACCACAUGGGGACCGCGGCCAGCUUCCGGGCCCCCGUGGAGCCCCAGGGCUUCUCUCUGCGCCGGGAGCCCAGCUACUUCGAGAUCCCCACGAAGGAGGCCCCCCGCCCGCCCGAGGCGCCCGCCCACGAGGCGCCCGCCCAGGAUGGGGGGCGGGGAGGGGCCGCACCUGUGGUCCAGAGCCACGCCUCCUUCACCAUCGAGUUUGACGACGGCAGCCCCGGCAAGGUGAAGAUCAAGGACCACGUCACCAAGUUCUCCCUGCGCCAGCGGCAGCCCCCGGGCUCGGCCGCGCCUGUGGAGGUGGUCUCGGCAGAGACCAAGGUGGCCGACUGGCUGGUGCACAGCGACCCCAGCCUGCUGCGCCGGGCGGGCCCCGGGGGGGACCGCCACAGCACCAAGAGCGACCUGCCCGUGCACAGCCGCACCCCGAAGGGCCACAAACACGAGGACGGCACACAGAGUGACUCAGAGAACCCCGUGGCCAAGGCGGCGGCGGCGGCGGCAUCGUCCGGGGUCCCCGCAGAGAACGGGGAGCAGGUGCGGCUACAGAGGCAGAUCAAACGUGACCCCCAGGACCUGCUUCACAACCAGCAGGCCUUCGUCAUCGAGUUCUUCGACGAGGACACACCCCGCAAGAAGCGCUCCCAGUCCUUCACACACACCCCGCCCGGGGACCCCAAGGCCGACAAGCGCCGAGGCCCCGGGCCAGCCGACAGGGACCGCCCGGGGGCCCCAGCCCCGGCCCGGGGUCCGGGCAGCAGCUCGGGGCCCCAGAGGGCCAGCUCGCUCAAGCGGGAGAAGACGGAGGAGCGGCUGGGUGGCCCCUCGCCCCCUGCGCGGGCCUCGACCCGCCCCUUUGGCAGCGUGGGGCGCCGCUCCCGCCUGGCCCAGGACUUCAUGGCCCAGUGCCUGCGGGACGCCUCCCCGGCCACGCGGCCUGGCCCCGAGAAGGCACCCCCGGCACUGCCCGCCCCCCUGACGCCCCGUGGGGCCAGCCCCGUGACCCCCUCGCCCCCGCCGGGCCCCCCUGCGGACCCCCAGCUGACCAAGGCCCGCAAACAGGAGGAGGAGGACAGCCUCAGCGACGCAGGGACCUACACCAUCGAGACGGAGGCGCAGGACCAGGAGGUGGAGGAGGCCCGCAGGAUGAUCGACCAGGUGUUUGGCGUGUUCGAGUCCCCUGAGCUCUCCAGGGCAUCCUCGGCCACCUAUCGCCCUGUCAUCAGAGGGGACAGAGAUGAGUCUGGGGACGGGACGGCCCAGCGGGUGUCGCUGCUGCCGGAGUCGGCCCCCCGGCCCCCGGGCGUGGCCGCCCACGUAGAGCUCCAGGGCCUCCCGGUGCCGGGCUCCCCUGGAGGUCAGAAGUGGGUGUCCCGCUGGGCCAGCCUGGCUGACAGCUACUCGGACCCGGGCCUGGCAGAGGACGGCCCCGGGCACAGAGCGGGGGACCUCGAGGGGGCCCUGCCUGUGCGCCAGCGGCGACUGCUCCCACAGCUGCCCAGCGACCGGACGGACGGCCCUGCCAGCACUGAGGCCGCCAGGAGGAGCGGGCCUGGGCCGCCAGAGCCGGACGCUGGGCCGGCCAGCCGCCUCUUGUGCCAGGAGGACUUGGAGCCCGACAGCCUCAGCGAUGCCAGCGGGUCAGACGGGGGGCGGGGCCCGGAGCCAGGCAGGGGCCCCCAGGAGGGGCUGGUGUGGAAGAGGGGCCGGUGCUCGCCGAGGGCUGCCGGGGAGCCAGCCCCCGGCUCCGUGUUCCCUGGGGACCAGCACGGCGAGGCGGCCUUUCCCCGGAGAACGCCCGCAGCUCCCGGGGAGCCGGAGGGCCCGGCGCCGGCGGCCCUGCCGAGGGACGGCGUCUCUGUCAGCAGUGGCAGCAGGAGGGUCAUCCAGCUGCAGACGAGGCGGUCCCCAGAGCCCGAGGGCCCCGCCCAGGCCAAGGAGGCCGCGGCCUUCGUCCGGCAGGAGAGCUUUACCAAGGAGCCGGCCAGCGGCCCCCCGGCCCCUGGCCGGCUCCCAAACAUCUCCAGCCACCCCCUGCUACGGGACCUGGCCGCAGCCCGGGCCUCGCGUGCCGCCCCGCACUCCCAGGACACCCAGCAGAUCCUGAAGGAGACUGAGACCGCCCUGGCGGCCCUGGAGGCCCGCCUGCUGUCCCCGUCCGCGGCCGAGGCCCCGGGCGAGGCGGGGAGCGCCCGGGGGCCGCCUGAGGACUCCCUGUCUGGGGACUCAGAUGUGGACAGUGCCAGCACCGUCAGCCUGCUCAGCGGCAAGAACGGGCCCAGCCUGGCGAGCUCCCAGCUCACGGGGCAGCAGAGGGAGAAGCCGCCGUCCCCGCCGGCGGCGCAGGACCCGGGUGGUGCUGGCCUGAGCAGCACCCGGGAGCGGCUCUCGGAGAGGCUGCACCGCCCGGGGGGCCCCACAGACCCAGGCCGGGCAGAGCCCGCGCGGCGCCUGGCCGCGCGGCGGGGCCAGGGGUCCCUGGACUGGCCCGAUGAGGAACGAGGCUCUGGCCUCGCCCACCCGCUUGGCUCAGACACAGUCACCUCGGACCACGAGACCCACUCGGCCCCUGGGAUGGGGCGGCCCGGGCCGCGCCGGAAACCCACGGCCCCACCGCCGUCCCCGGCGGCCCGGGAGGAGCAGGGCCGCGUGUCGGCCAGCGCCCAGAAGGUGCAGCAGGUGCUGACCCGCUCCAACAGCCUGUCCACCCCGCGGCCCACGCGGGCCUCCCGGCUGCGGCGGGCCCGGCUCGGGGAGGCCUCGGACACGGAGGCCAUGGACAGUGAACGGGGACCCCUGGCCCACCCCGAGCCGGCGGGGCGUCCGGCCACCGAGCAGGCCAAGAAGCUGUCGCGCCUGGACAUCCUGGCCAUGCCCCGGAAACGGGCGGGUUCCUUCACCGGGCCCAGUGACUCCGAGGCCCCCGCCCGCACCGGCUUCUCGGGCCGCAGCGUCGAGUCGUCCUGCGCCGGCCGCAAGCCCAUCCGGGCCGAGGCUCAGGCUGCCGCCCGGAAGGCCACCAGCCCCUCCACGGCCCCCCGCCAGCCCUUCAGCAGGGCCCGCCCGGGCAGCGCCCGGUACUCCUCACACAGCACGCGCCGCCGGCAGCAGGGCUCAGACUGCACGUCCACCUCCGAGGAGGAGUACGGCUCCCACCACGGCUCCCCCAAGCACAUGCGCUCCCGCGCCUCGACCGCCACGCAGACGCCGCGGGCUAGCAGCUCCACCCGGGCCCGACCCCGGGCCCCCGGCCUCCGGGACACGGACGACGAGGAGGAGGAGCCCGACCCCUACGGCUUCAUCGUGCAGACGGCGGAGAUCGCGGAGAUCGCCAGACUGAGCCAGACGCUGGUGAAGGACGUGGCCAUCCUGGCCAGGGAGAUCCACGACGUGGCCGGCGAUGGGGACUCGCUGGGCCCCCCGGGGCCCGCCCGGAGCCCCUCCCUCAACAACGUGCCGGCUUCAACCAUCUCCGCCCGCGAGGAGCUGGUGCAGCGCAUCCCCGAGGCCAGCCUCAACUUCCAGAAGGUGCCGCCGGGCGCCCUGAACUCUCGGGACUUUGACCAGAACAUGAACGACCGCCGGGAGGAGCCCCUGGUCAACAAGCCUCGGCCUCGGAACCGCGAGGAGGUGAUCUUCGACAACCUGAUGCUGAACCCCGUGUCCCAGCUGUCCCAGGCCAUCCGGGAGAACACUGAGCACCUGGCCGAGAAGAUGAAGAUCCUCUUCCAGAACUCGGGGCGUGCUUGGGAGGACCUGGAAGCCAGAAUCAAUGCCGAGAACGAGGUGCCCAUCCUGAAGACGUCCAACAAGGAAAUCAGCUCCAUCCUGAAAGAACUGAGGCGUGUUCAGAAACAGCUGGAAGUCAUCAACGCCAUCGUGGACCCCAGCGGGAACCUGGACCUGCUGACGGCACACAGGGGCUCGGCAGGCCCUGCCCAGCUCGGGAAAGGCCGGCCGGCCGCCCAGAGCCCAUCCUCGCCCGCCUCGGCCCUGUCCCUGAGGAGCUUCCCGCCGAGGGCCACCUGCGGGUCCCCCGGCCUCCCUGACCCCACCUUCCUCCCUGACUUCCUCCCGGACUCCGAGAGGUUCCUGAUCUAGGGGGCGGGCGGGCGGCCCCAUGUGAGCGCGCGCCUCCCGCUCUCCCCUCCCGCUGCCUCGGCCCCUCCCGGCUGCGGCCGGUUCACCACGAAGACCCCACACGUGCCAUAGCCCCACGGGCGGACGCCACACCCAGGCCCCCUCAGCUCCCACCCAGCACCCCCGGAGGAUUGUCCAGUCCCUGCCCCGCCAGCCUCCUGGCCCAGCUCCUCUUGCGGCCUCUGCCAGGGGCCGUAUCACGGGCCUGGCCCCACGCCUCCUGCAUCGCUGUCAUUUCCGUCUUUAGCUUUCAAGGAAAGAGUCAUUUGUUCCGUUCCAGCAGCCUCCCUGCCUCGUGGGCCGGGGCACUUGCUUACCUGUCUUGUCCCUGUGUGCUGGCCAGCCAGGCAGAGGCGGGCCGUCCGUGAGGUCACUGAGUGCCAAACAGGGCGCUGCGAGGGCUCGACGCCCGAGAACUCGGGGAUGUGGGCUGAAAAGGGCAGGGCAGGGGCCCAGCACGUCGAGCCUUCGGUGCCAAUGCACCUGCGAGCCUGCGAGCGGGCGGGCGGGCCGCCCCAAGCAGCCUACGCCCACGUGCAAGGCCACAACCGCUCACUGCCGGUCCCGGCACAUCCGCGUGUGCAGGGCCCCUGCCCUUGGCUUCUGGUGGUCCUGGGCCCGGGGGUGCGAGCGCCAGACCAAAAUGGCUGCAGCCGGGCUUCCGAAAGCUCCCGAGGGAACUCGCCGCCCGGGCCCGGUCGCCGGGCGCUGACGGGGCAUCUGAAAGCAGCUCGGGCCCCACAGGCGCCCAGUCCCGGGGGCGGGGGCGGGCCCCAGGAGCCGCGUCGAUUUCUCAGGAUUCUGUCGGCGGGGACGUGCCAGGCGGCCCCUCCCAGGGCCUGUAUUCCUGGAGCCUCUAAGCCAAAGAGCCCACGGGUAGGGGGCGCUCGCCUGGCCACUGCGCGCGCGGCGACUGCGGGGAGGCCACGCGGGGACUGGCUCUGUGUUUACAUUGGCGUCGGUGCGCAGCCCCGCCCACCUGAUGUUUACGUGUGUGAGUGGCCACGGGCCGCCCGGCCCCGCCCCGCGGCGUCCCUUGGGGGCGGUGCUAGCCCCAGGCCCCG